Molecule: messenger RNA, 1438 nt
Organism: Rubroshorea leprosula
Lineage: Eukaryota; Viridiplantae; Streptophyta; Magnoliopsida; Malvales; Dipterocarpaceae
Source: the annotation of a GenBank genome assembly
ACUAUGUUAGUUUCUCUGUGUUUUCUUCUUGUAGGAAGCAUCACCAUCUCCAGUUGCAUCAGCAGCUAUGCUUUCUGUAGCAUUUAUGAAAGCACUCGGUUUUCUGUUUCAGAACUUCAGUCAUGAGUACAACCCUGAAGAUGCAUCUGGCUUCUUUGUUUCAUUGCUUUUUGGUGUUGGACCACUACUUGGUGGCCGUUUUCUUGUCUCAUUUGCACUUGCUUUCCGUUUUCAUCAUGCCCUUCUUAUGAGUGCAGCCUCUGCAUUGCCUUUGUCCUUGGUGCUUGGCGACCAUCACAACUAUUUGUCUUUCAAGAUUGGUUUCGUCCCUCUUAUGUCACUACUUGCUCUGGGAGUUGCAUUUGCCCAGGUUUCAAUCGCCAAUAUUUUGGCACUUGUAGGUCAGAAAAGAUCUUCAGUCAAUGACUACCUGCAAUAGCAGGUUUUCCAGUUGCAGUGAGUGCCAUCACACUUCAGUCAGUUUUAGCAUGUGGCCCUUCAUGCACUGGCUGAAGGGCUUGCACUGGGAGUGGCUGCACCAAAAGCUUAUGGAUUUGGUCAACACAUGGUCCUUCCUGUCUCACUUCACGGGCUCCCCCAUGGUACAGCAGUGGCUAGGUGUAUAUUUGGAGCCACUGAAAAUUGCCAUGGGGCUUUUGCAGCAGCCGCUUUGAUUGGCUUUGUGGGCCCAAUAUCUGCAAUCGGAGCUAUACUUGCUGGUAUUGACUACAGUGGUCUAGUCCAUCUUAUGGUUUUUGCUUGUGGGGCAUUACUCCCAUGCUUCUUCAGGAUAGUUAACAGAGCCCUAAAGUUAGAUACAUGGAAAAGCAGUUGUGGGCUUGCAUUAGGAGUUGGUCUUGCUACAUUAUGCCUAACAUGCACCAAGUUAGUUUGCUUGCACACACCUUACUGCAAUUCUGCCCCGGAGGCUGUCAGGUAAGAUGAUUGUGCUGGACUUCAUUGCAUUAGUUGACGCAAUAAGAGCUUGGCCCCUGCAUUACCAGAUUAUACUUGUUGAUUUGUAGACAGACUCCGGGAAAGCUCCAAAGAGGAUUCAUCAUCCAACAUGAUAGCACAGAAGAUGAUGGUUUCUAUGGUUGGACACUAGGUUUGCAUAUGGGAAAGAGGGAAUUAGUUGUUCAUAGCUUCGCUUGCGAAUCGUAUGAUAUAUACGUUGUGUUCAUCUGUUAUUAUUUGAAUCUCUGAAAUGAUUCAGGUGUAGCUGAACAUUGUUCUUUAGACGGAAUACAACAAAGCUCCAUCCUAGGCAUUUCCCCACUCCUGGUGAGAACUUUGUGUAGAAAAUUUUUGUUUUCUACAACUUGAGUACAUCUUAGGAACGAUAGUUUUAUGGUUGUUACAUGUGCAUGGGUUUUUUUUUCCCAUAACAGCUUUGAGCUGUUGAACCACUUACUCUUAAUAUAAAUACACGAAAUAC